Thlaspi arvense is the source of this 2868-nucleotide messenger RNA. NCBI's taxonomy places the organism in Eukaryota, Viridiplantae, Streptophyta, Magnoliopsida, Brassicales, Brassicaceae. The record is from the annotation of a GenBank genome assembly.
AUACAAGAGCAUAUAUUUUUGGGUGAAACUGACAGUGAAAAAACUAUGGGGGUAAAUACUACAACAUGAUCGAAAAUAGUGGGUAACUUUGCAAAAAGGUACGCGCACGAUAGUCCUUUUACACUCGUUGCGUAAUUGAGUUGCGUGAAUUUUCCGCUAUUAUGCGCUAUCACCAUCACUUUCCCCAUUCUUCUAAACCCUGAAGUCUCCGAUCACCUCUCUCUCUCUGCUUCUGGCUCCAUUGAAUUGAAUCUCCUUCUCUCUUAUCACGGGAAGCUUUCUAUUACAGAAUAUGAAGCAAUUCUGGAACCCAAACAGUAUCAACAAGAACAAAGCUAUGGUGGAGAAUCUGCAAAAUUAUGGCGUAAUUACCUCUGAUGAAGUUGCUAAAGCCAUGGAGUCUGUGGACAGAGGCAUCUUCGUACCAGAUCGCUCCUCUGCUUACGUCGACAGUCCUAUGUCUAUUGGGUAUAACGUGACGAUAUCAGCACCUCACAUGCACGCAAUGUGCCUUCAACUUCUCGAAAAGAAUCUGAAACCAGGAAUGCGUGUUCUUGAUGUCGGCUCGGGGACCGGGUACUUAACAGCUUGCUUUGCGGUUAUGGUUGGAUCCGAAGGGCGUGCUAUUGGUGUGGAACACAUCCCUGAGCUGGUGGCUUCUUCAGUCAAGAACAUUGAAGCUAGUGUUGCUUCGCCAUUGAUGAAAGAAGGAUCUCUCUCUGUUCACGUUGGCGAUGGAAGGCAAGGAUGGGCUGAGUUUGGGCCUUACGAUGCUAUUCAUGUCGGAGCAGCAGCACCGGAGAUCCCGGAGGCGUUGAUUGAUGAACUGAAACCCGGUGGGAGACUGGUGAUCCCGGUCGGGAACAUAUUCCAAGAUCUGAAAGUUGUGGAUAAGAACUCGGACGGUUCGGUUAGCAUUAAAGACGAGACUUCAGUCCGUUAUGUUCCUUUGACCAGCCGUGAAGCACAAUUGAGAGGGGAGUGAUGAGUCUUCGUUUGUACAUAACAUUUGAAUCAAGUAAGCUCACUUUGGCAUUGUUUUUAAUUUAGAAUAGCAACUCGAGACCUUAAAAUCUCAAACAUACAUUUGCUCAGUACAACUUUCAAAUGAUCAAAACAUGUUUGUUGAAAUGAAAACAUAAACAUAAUAGUAAAGCAUAUAGAUAUAGCAAUGCCUUGAGUCUAAGUAGUUGGUGAUGCAAUCACGUAAAGAGGGAACUCACGGCGAAUCACAGUACCGACUGAUUCAGCGAUGUCGGCCUGAAGAUCUUCUGUAGCUUGCCAAUCAAACCCAUGAAUCAAGUUAGCCAAAGCCACUUCAUUCAACACCUCAGCGAAUGAUAUCCCUGGGCACAUCCUCCUCCCUGAUCCAAAAGGGAUCAGCUCAAAAUCCUGACCACGGUAAUCAGCAGACGAGGUUAGAUGCCUCUCCGGUUUAAACUCCUCCGCGUCUGGUCCCCACGUCGCGACCUCUCUCCCGAUCGUCCAAAGAUUGAUAAUAGCCAACGAACCGGCCGGUACGUUUUGAUCUCCUAAUUUGAUGUCUUCAAUCAAUUUGUGAGGAACCAUCAAUGGAACUGGAGGAUGUAGCCUGAGCGUCUCCUUGACCACAGCUUUCAAGUAGAUCAUGUCUUGAAGGUCGUCUUCUGAUACGCUCGAUUUCCCCUUACAAAUCGUACGGACUUCUUCUUGAAUCUUUUUCAGACACUCUGGGUGACGUAGAAGCUCUGUUAGUUCCCAUUCCAAAAGCGUCGAGGAUGUGUCUGAACCACCCACAAAAGCGUCCAAGAGGAUUGCCUUAAUGCUGCUCCUGUUGAUCUCAAACCCAAUGCUCUUGUCUUUCUGAAGAGAGAGUAAUACAUCGGCGAAAUCAUUCCCAUGUCCGUCUCCAGCUUCAUGAUCUUGCACAACUUUCUCCAUGAGCACAUCAAAAUCCUUUGCCGUCUUUUCGAGUUUAGCAUCCAAACCGCAGAUCCAAUCGAUCCACGCGAGCCACGGUACAUAGGUCCCGAUGGUGAUGAUACCCAACUGCAUCAUGAGCCGGUCUAUCAACUCUUUGUUAUCUGUUCCAGCGCCGUAUUUCCGUCCCAGAGCAACUCUGCAUAUAAUGUCGUUAGAUAAAGUCGCCAAGAGCGGGCUUAGAUUCACCGGCGAGGAACUCGCUUUCCGGAUCUUGUCCAUCAUCAGGCUGAUCUCUUCUUCUCUCACCUCUCGAAAGGAACGUACCAUUUUGUUGCUUAGGAGAUGAAGGACAAACACGCUCUUCAUUUGUCUCCAAUACUCACCGUAAGGAGCACCGGCCAUGUUAAGUCCCCCGAAGAUAAGCUUUUUGACGAUUCUUGAGUCUGGUCGGCUCGCAAAGACGCGGUCGUGCGUCUUCAAAACCUCUUGAGCAGCCUCCGCGGUAGAGGCUACAAGAACGGGGACAGAGCCAAAGUGAAGGAGCAUGAUAGGUCCGUAACGUUUGCUGAGGGUGUAUAGUGUUCGGUGAGGAUGCUUGCCGAGCUGAUGAAGGUUUCCGAACAACGGAAGCCCCGGUGGUGAUGGGAAUGUGCUGUGUUUCUUCCCUUUUUUGAGGAAGAGAACGGCAAUGAAAAGUAUCAAGCACAGGACAAGUAUCAUGAUGAUGUUUUGUGAAUUUGGAUUCUUCAAGUUUUUUCUCGUGAAGUGUUUUCUCUAGAUCUUUGUGUUCUUCUUGUGGACUUGAGUAAAUAAUAUAUAAGCCAAGUUUCUAUACGUUACGUUACUAGUGUCCACUCAAAUUUUCUUCUUUUUUUUGCCUAAAUUUGGAUUUUAAUAGUUGAUUCAAUAUACUGUAAUUCUCUCAAAUCUUACAUAUAAAAGGUAAAAAAUCUCUCCAUAUUGUAU